Messenger RNA from Cololabis saira (Pacific saury), 2219 nucleotides. It is a transcript of the gene arpc1a, whose product is annotated as actin related protein 2/3 complex, subunit 1A. NCBI's taxonomy places the organism in Eukaryota, Metazoa, Chordata, Actinopteri, Beloniformes, Belonidae. Gene Ontology annotation, cellular component: actin cytoskeleton; Arp2/3 protein complex. Gene Ontology annotation, biological process: Arp2/3 complex-mediated actin nucleation. Gene Ontology annotation, molecular function: actin filament binding. The record is from RefSeq and is a predicted model, not a curated record. The coding region runs from base 299 to 1411 and encodes 370 amino acids. The transcript is spliced from 11 exons.
CACCGGCUCACUCACUUGAAUGUAGCAGCUAGCCCGAUAAUGCUAAGCUAGCUGUCAGCCAGGCAUCACUGGGUUCUGCUGCUGGACUAGUACCGGAUGCCCCCGGCUCAAUCUCUCUGGCUGUCUUGACAUUCCCCUCAACUUUCCUGGACGAAUUCGUGUCGACUGACCAGAGUCCGCGAAUUCAGGUCCAGUCCCGACCAUUUCCCCCGCUAGCGUGACUUAGCUCGCUGGCUAACGAAGGAACCGGACCGACGAGGCUUUGCAGAGUUGCACUUAAGGACCACACCCAGAUAAGAUGUCCCUUCAUCAGUUCCUGCUGGAGCCCAUCACCUGCCACGCAUGGAACUGCGACAGGACACAAAUUGCCAUUAGUCCAAAUAACCAUGAAGUUCAUAUCUACAAGAAGAGUGGCAACCAGUGGGUGAAGACCCAUGAGCUGAAGGAGCACAAUGGACACAUCACAGGUAUUGACUGGGCUCCCAAAAGUGACCGUAUAGUAACGUGUGGAGCAGACCGUAAUGCUUAUGUGUGGUCCCAAAAGGAGGGAGUUUGGAAGCCCACAUUGGUCAUCCUCAGGAUCAACCGAGCAGCCACCUUCGUCAAGUGGUCUCCACUGGAGAAUAAGUUUGCAGUUGGCAGUGGUGCUCGACUCAUCUCUGUCUGUUACUUUGAGUCUGAGAACGAUUGGUGGGUGAGCAAGCACAUCAAGAAGCCAAUCCGGUCUACUAUCCUCAGCUUGGAUUGGCAUCCCAACAAUAUCCUCCUGGCUGCUGGCUCAUGCGACUUCAAAUGCAGGGUCUUCUCAGCCUAUAUUAAGGAGGUAGAAGAGAAACCAGGCCCCACACCCUGGGGCAGCAAGAUGCCAUUUGGAGCUGUGCUAGCAGAAUUUGGUGGAGCAGGUGGAGGGGGUUGGGUCCACUCUGUGUCUUUCUCAGCUUCUGGUAACCGUCUGGCCUGGGUCAGCCAUGACAGCACUGUCACUGUGGUAGACAGCUCUAAGACUGCCAGUCCCUCACAGCUGAAGACGGAGUUCCUUCCUCUCCUCAGUGUCGUUUUUAUUUCAGAGAACAGUCUAGUGGCCGCGGGCCAUGACUGUUGCCCCAUGCUGUUCCGCUGCGACGAUGCUGGGACACUGACGUUUGUGUCAAAGCUUGACCUCCCUAAGCAAAGCAUCCAGAGGAACAUCUCAGCCAUGGAGCGCUUCAGGAACAUGGAUAAGAGAGCCACCACGGAGGAUCGCAACACAGCUCUGGACACACUGCACCAGAACAGCAUCACCCAAGUGUCUAUCUAUGAAGGAGACAAAAGGGAUUGUCGUAAGUUCUGCACCACAGGCAUUGAUGGCGCAAUGACUAUUUGGGACUUCAAGAGUCUAGAAGCUUCUAUCCAGGGUCUCCGCAUCAUGUGAAGAAAUCUUAUGAAGGAAUAAAUGAAGAGACACUGCAGCCUCACUUCUCCCUCUUGCCUCCCCAGUUCUUACCCCUCCUCCCCUUUUCUAUCUCAUGCCCAUAACCCCGCCACUUUUGCCACGCAGCCAGUAACAUACCUAACUGACCACCUUAUUGAGUGUCCGCUGAAGCACUGAUCAGAUCAUUACACACUCAGUGCGGGUUUGUACUUAACUUGCUCACUUCUACAUAAACAUCCACACACACAUAAACACUAAACACGCUGAGCUGACGUGUGACAUCACUGUUGAUUUUUUUUUUUUUUUUUUUUUUUCCCCUGUUUGGUUUUAAAUGAAGGUUAACCAGGUCUCCAAGUGGGGAGUUCUUCUGACACGUAUUAAACGUGAUGUGAAAUGUGUGUUUUUAUGUUCUCUAACCUCCUGUACCAAAAGUUGAACACUAGAAGGUGCGUUUUAUCUAAAAUCCAAACUCUGUUUCACCUCAGAUUAACUCUCAUAAUCUAUAUUCUGAGGAUGGGUUGUUCUCCCUCAAUGGUGGACAUCACAUACUCUUGAGAAGGUGAAGUUAUUGUUUAGAUGAAGACCUGGGGUUAUUGUUAUUCUGCUACAUUUUGGUGGUUGUCUGUUGAAGCUAAUACGUGAUCUGAUAGUGGGGAGGGAAAACUAAACUCUAAACUCUGCGCAGUCACGGCUGGCCAGCACUGGGCUCUGCAGCUACUACACUAAAACCACAUACGAUGGAGGAUUUCUGUGUAUCUGAUCAUGAGGUAGACAUCAAAUAAAGAUAAAAUACAUUUACACUACACAA